GACAGCGAUUUUGGGGCUGCAGUGUGUUCGCUGCUGCAGGGAGCUGCGCGGAGAGUUUGGGAAAGCUGAAAAGCCACGACAUGAUAUUUCUCUUCCAAGGUGAUAUCCCAUUUAAGGGUACAGAAAUGACAGAGGUGACCCUCCAGUUUACUUCUAAAGUGACUUGAAUGCUGUGACCUAUGAUGAUGUGCAUGUCAACUUCACUUGGGAAGAAUGGAGUUUGCUGGAUCCUUCCCAGAAGAAUCUCUACAAAGACGUGAUGCUGGAGAUCUACAGAAACCUCAGUACUAUUGGAUACAGUUGGGAAGACCAUAAUAAUGAAGAACAUUGUCAAAGUUCAAGAAAACAUUCAAGUGUUUACCUGUGCCAAUUAUUCUUGCAGGCUUGAAAGAAGUCAAACUGGAGAAAAACCUUCUAUAUAUACUAAAUAUGUUAAAGCCUUUGCCUAUGACAGUCAUUUUCAAUGGAAUGAAAGAGCAUAUACUGGAAAGAAACCCUCUGAGUGUAAUCAGUGUGGAAAAGGCUUUGUAGAUCUCAGUACUCUCCAAAGACAUAAAAGAAUACAUACUGGAGAGAAACCCUAUGCAUGUGACCAGUGUGGUAAAGCCUUUGCACGUUACAGUAAUCUUCUAAUGCAUAAAAGAACACAUACUGGAGAGAAACCAUAUAAAUGCGAUCAGUGUGGUAAAGCCUUUGCACGAUACAGUCAUCUUCUAAUGCAUGAAAGAAUACAUACUGGAGAGAAACCCUAUGAAUGUACUCAAUGUGGUACAGCCUUUACAUUUCACAGUUCUCUUCAACGGCAUGAAAGAACACAUACUGGAGAGAAACCCUAUGGAUGUAUUCAAUGUGGUAAAGCAUUUUCACAACUCAGUAAUCUUCAAAUGCAUGAAAGAACACACACUGGAGAGAAACCUUAUGAAUGUAACCAGUGUGGUAAGGCUUUUGCUCAUCUUGGUCAUCUUCAACGGCAUGAAAGAAUACAUACUGGAGAGAAACCCUAUGAAUGUAUUCAGUGUGGGAAAGCCUUUGCACAUCUCAAUACUCUUCAAAUGCAUAAAAGAGCACAUACUGGAGAGAAACCCUAUGAAUGUGAUCAGUGUGGUAAAGCCUUCGCACAGCAUAGUCAACUUCUACUGCAUAAAAGAACACAUACUGGAGAGAAACCCUAUGAAUGUAAUCUAUGUGGUAAAUCCUAUGCACAUCUUAGUAGUCUUCAAAUGCAUGAAAGAACACAUACUGGAGAGAAACCCUAUGAAUGUAAUCAGUGUGGUAAAGCUUUUACAAGUCAGAGUUAUUUCCGAAUACAUAUAAGGACACAUUCUGGAGAAAAACCCUAUGAAUGUAAUCAAUGUGGUAAAGCCUUUGCAUGUCACAAAAGUCUUCAAAGGCAUGAAAGAACACAUACUGGUGAGAAACCCUAUGAAUGUAUUCAGUGUGGGAAAGCCUUUGCACAUCUCAGUACUCUUCAGAUACAUAAAAGAGCACAUACUGGAGAGAAACCCUAUGAAUGUAAUCAGUGUGGUAAAGCCUUCGCACGUCCCAGUCAUCUUCAAAUGCAUGACAGAACACAUACAGGAGAGAAACCCUAUGAAUGUAAUCAGUGUGGUAAAGCCUUCGCACAGCACGGUCAUCUUCAAAUGCAUAAAAGAACCCAUACUGGAGAGAAACCCUAUAAAUGUAACCAGUGUGGUAAAGCCUUUGCAUGUAUCAGUAGUCUUCAAAAUCAUGAGAAAAAAUCAUACUGCAGAGAAACCAUAUAAAUGUUGUCAAUGUGGUAAAGUUUUGCACUUUAUUCAGGAGUAAAAGUUUUGUGUGCAAUCAAUCUCUUAAAGCCUUUGCAUAUUGCAGUAAUCAUAUGAAAAAAACUAAUACUGAAAAUCUUGUUGCUAUAAAGUAUUUGGUAAGAUCUUCAGCCAACUCAUGUAUAUUCAGUUACAUAAGAGUAUUCUGGAAAAGAGAUUUUGACAGUGUCACCAACCUAUUCAAGCAUUAUUAUGUCUGUCUCUAUUUUGUUUGCCAACUCCAUGGAACAAAAGCCCUAUGAGUUUAAAUGGGUAACUGUAGCAAUAUUUUGUUUAUGAUCUAACAAAUAAAACUUGCCUGAAGAUCAGGGUGCAAAACUAGCCACACUAGUUAGCCAUAGAGGCCAGGCAGUGGUGGUUUAUAUGUUUAAUCCCAGACAGAGGCA
Molecule: messenger RNA, 2191 nt
Organism: Microtus oregoni (creeping vole)
Lineage: Eukaryota; Metazoa; Chordata; Mammalia; Rodentia; Cricetidae
Product: zinc finger protein 431-like
Exons: 5
Coding region: 318-1763 (481 amino acids)
Biological process (GO): regulation of transcription by RNA polymerase II
Cellular component (GO): nucleus
Molecular function (GO): DNA-binding transcription factor activity, RNA polymerase II-specific; RNA polymerase II cis-regulatory region sequence-specific DNA binding
Source: RefSeq, a predicted model, not a curated record